Messenger RNA from Angiostrongylus costaricensis, 819 nucleotides. The record is from the annotation of a GenBank genome assembly. NCBI's taxonomy places the organism in Eukaryota, Metazoa, Nematoda, Chromadorea, Rhabditida, Metastrongylidae.
AUGUUGUCCAUCACACCAAACGAAGGAAUGCUUAUGUGGCUCCCCUCAGAGCUACUACUAUUGAUUUUCAGUCACAUACGAGGGCGACAUUUGGUCUACAACGUCCGUUUAGUGUGUAAGAAAUUCCAUUCCCUCUUAGCGAAUCAGCACUGGUGGCUGAGCCGGAUUCAGGUGAGUUUUUUGUAUGUUUCAGCUCGCUUUCAAUUGCACCGUUGGAAAAGUUGGUAUCAAUUGUGUUUUAGUCUCAUUGUCAGUGGACAUAUUGCUACGGUAGAUGCCAUACGACUAUUCUCUCAUGGUUGCCGUCCCAAUAUGUUUUGUCUGUCAGGUGGAAGAGAUAGGGCUAUUAAACUGUGGAAUAUCGGUGAUUUGCAGCCUGUGUUGAUCUGCAAAACGCCCACGAGGUCUAACCACUGGCUAUUACAGGGUUGGAUAUGGUGCUUGGAUCAGUCAACUUGCUCACCAGACCACUUCCUGUCAUGUAGUUGGGAUUGCACUGUGAAAAUGUGGCAGAUAACGCCCAGUGAAGCAAUCGAAAGUGCGAAGCUUGGAUCAGCGUGUAUGUGUUUAAGCAGCACGCAGAACGGUCUUGCAGCAUGUUCUACAUUUGCGAAGAAGGUGUUUGUAAUGGAUACAAGAAACAGCCUCUCUCCUGUUCUUAACUAUUGGUCUAUGGACUACGUCCGCUCGAUAUGUUUGCGCAACAAUCAGCUGAUAUGUGGAACUCAUCAGGGACUGGUAUCGACGCUCGAUCCACUAACAUUAAAUGUGUGCUCACAACUUCAGGUUUUGUAUAAUAUAAUAAUCUUGUCAGGCUAA